GUGAGCUCCGGCGAGCGCGCUCCGGCGCCUGGUUUUGCCUGCGGCUUCCGCUGGCGUAUGGUGGAGGGGGAGGCUCCGGCCGCCGGGGAUCCGGUGCCGGGUUUUGUCUGGGGCCGGCUAGGGAAGUUGCCGAAGUUGGGCCGUGAGUGCCGGGCCCGCGGCGCGUCCUUCCUGCGGCCCGGCCGGGGCAUGAUGGAAGCAGCAUGGCCGCCCACCUCUCCCUGACACAGCUCUCAAGUGCAAAUCCUGUGUAUGAAAAAUUCUAUCGACAGGUUGACACUACGAAUGCUGGAAGAGUGUUAGCUUCUGAUGCAGCUGUGUUCUUGAAAAAGUCUGGACUGACAGAUUUGGUACUUGGAAAGAUUUGGGACUUAGCUGACACUGAUGGCAAAGGUAUCCUGAACAAACAGGAAUUUUUUGUGGCUUUACGACUUGUGGCAUGUGCACAGAAUGGAUUGGACGUUUCCCUGAGUAGUCUUAAUUUGCCUGUUCCUCCACCAAGAUUUACUGAUACUAGUAGUCCUUUGCUACUCAGUGGAACAGCAUCAAGUGAUGUACCGUGGGCUGUUAAGCUGGAAGACAAGGCCAAGUAUGAUGCUAUUUUUGACAGCUUAAAUCCUGUGAAUGGACUGUUGUCAGGCGAUAAGGUGAAACCUGUACUUCUUAACUCCAAACUGCCAGUGGACAUCUUAGGGCGAGUGUGGGAAUUGAGUGAUAUUGAUCGUGAUGGAAUGCUGGAUCGAGAUGAAUUUGCAGUUGCCAUGUUUUUGGUGUACUGUGCUUUGGAGAAGGAACCAGUGCCGAUGUCCUUGCCUGCAGCUUUGGUGCCGCCAUCCAAGAGGAAACCUCGUAGUGUUCCCGGAGCGGUGCCAUUAAUUCCAUCUGCAGCAACUACCAAAGAGUCUCAUCAGUCCUUGCCACCUGUGGGCAUUUUAGCUGCCAAAACACCUUUAACACAGUGGGUUGUGUUGCCUGCAGACAAAGUUAAGUAUGAUGAGAUCUUUGUGAAAACUGACAAGGACAUGGAUGGAUUUGUGUCAGGUGUGGAAGCCAGAGACCUAUUCUUGAAGACAGGACUGCCUUCUGCUCUUCUUGCACAUAUCUGGGCUCUCUGUGACACGAAGGACUGUGGAAAGCUUUCAAAGGAACAGUUUGCUUUGGCUUUCUAUUUAAUUAAUCAGAAGUUAACGAAGGGCAUUGAUCCACCUCAGGCGCUGACUCCAGAGAUGAUUCCACCUUCAGAGAGGGGUGUUGGGUUACAGAAGAGUACUCAAGGACUGAAUUCUGUAGCAGAUUUUUCUGCCAUUAAAGAACUUGAUACGUUGAACAAUGAAAUAGUAGACCUGCAGAGGGAAAAGAAUAAUGUAGAGCAAGACCUGAAGGAGAAAGAAGAUACCAUCAAGCAGAGGACAAGUGAGGUCCAGGAUCUACAAGAUGAAGUAAAACGGGAGAGCAGUAACCUGCAGAAGCUGCAAGCCCAGAAGCAGGAAGCACAGGAAAUCCUUCACGACCUCGACGAGCAGAAGGCCAAGUUGGAAGAGCAGCUGAAUGACAUCAGGCACAAGUGUGCGGAGGAGGCGCGUCUGAUUGCCGUGCUGAAGGCUGAAAUAACAAGCCAGGAAUCAAAGAUUUCAGCGUAUGAAGACGAACUGACCAAAGCUCAGGAGGAGCUGAGUCGCCUGCAGCAAGAAACGGCCGAGCUGGAGCAUUGCAUAGAGUCUGGGAGAGCACAGCUGGGGCCUCUUCAGCAACAUCUGCGGGAUUCACAGCAGGAGAUCCAUUCAGUGCAGACAAAGCUUCUCGAGCUCAAAGAGUUGGAAAACAACCAGUCUAGUUGGCACUCUGAGCCACAUAAUACACUUGUUAAUGGAACUGCGGAUCAUUCUAGUCUUAGCAACAGCAGCAGUGAAACUGCGAACCUUAAUGAGAACGCUGAAAGGGAAAGUAUAGCAGAAGAUGAACAAAUAAACAGUGUGUCUCCAGUGAGGAAUAGUCCUGAAACAACAGCCCCUGUUGUGGAGGAAGAGAAGGAGACCCCAGCUGCAACUGCUCCCAAAAAAGAAGAUCCAUUUGAUGCUGAAUCUCAUCCGUUGCCUGAUCUAGUUUCUGAAGCCAGCUUAGAGUUCUUCCAGUCUGACCCUUUUGUUGACAGUGAUCCCUUCAAAGAUGACCCUUUUGGGAAAAUUGAUCCCUUUGGUGGUGAUCCCUUCAAAGGCUCAGAUCCUUUUGCAGCUGACUGUUUUUUCAAACAAUCCUCCAGUGAUCCUUUUGUGACUGCUGGCACUGAUCCAUUUAGCACUGCAGACAACAGCAAUAGUAUCACAACAGAGAUAUCAAAGAAGAAUGACCCUUUUGCUCCUGGUGGAACAACUGUUACUACAUCAAAUGAUCCAGCUACCGACCCCUUUGCCUCUGUGUUCGGAAAUGAAUCCUUCGGAGGCGGCUUUGACUUCAGCACGCUGUCAAAGGCCAACAACGAGGAUCCCUUUAGCUCUUCCACAUCGGGUUCUGCCAACAGCGUGAUCAUAACUAAAAACUUAAUUGAGGAACCACCAGCUAAAAAUGAGGAUGUUCCUCCUGCAUUGCCCCCGAAAACAGGAACACCCACAAGGCCCUGCCCACCACCCCCUGGGAAGAGACCGACCAGUCAAAUGGACUCUUCAGAUUCCUUUAAACCGAGAGACCCAUUUCAGCCGUUCCCCGCCCCGGACACUCCCGAAGAACAAGCAGCAGACCUGUUCUCUGACCCGUUUGCUCCCACCAGCGCCAGUAAGGAGCCUGACCCCAACAAUUUUGCAAACUUCAGUACUAAGUCGUGGUGUCCAAGCAGUAGAAGCAAAUCUAAAGUAUUCUACUGAGGAAGACAUGAUUGAAUGGGCUAAGAGGGAAAGUGAGAGAGAAGAGAAAGAGCGAUUGGCAAGACUGAAACAGCAAGAGCAAGAAGACUUGGAACUGGCUAUUGCACUCAGUAAAUCUGAAAUAUCAGAAGCAUGAAGUUUAGAUAAGAUUUUGUCUGAUGUCAACUGUUUUGUCCCUGUUCCUGAAUACCUAACCUAUUUAAAUGUUAAUCAGAAAAUACAUAUAUACAAGAAACUAUGAGAAGGUUAAAAAUUUCUGAAAGUGGUGUAAAUGUUUCUGCAAAAUUCAAUCCUUUUGGUUAUUGUUUGAGUAACUGUUAAGUUUAGCAUUCAGUUUCUCUCGAGUUUUCAGGAGAACAAAGUAAUCUUCCCAGCUGUAAGCAAAUUAGUUGAAAAUGCAGAUAGCAAGGUUGUAGUUUGACUGUAAUCUGUCAGCAGUUGGUAACCGAGCAUGAAGUGAACACAGCGAUUAUUCUGCAGGGCUGACUGUCUCCUGUCAAGCAGUUAGUCGUUUGAAACCUUUUCUCCUUCUGAAGAGAUUUUAGUAAUGCCAGAGUUGUGGAGUGCUUUAUUUUACACAUAUGCAUAUAGAUUUUCCUCUCAUUGAGGACUCCGUGUUUGGAUUUGAAAUAACAAUCUUCAUGGAGAUUCUUCUUAAGUCAGAAAGAGUGAGACUUUCUGAAACCUUUAAUGCUUUCCUUGCAUGGUCAUAGGUUUUAAGACAGACCUGCUAUUUUGUUUUAUAAAGCAAUUAAUUUUAAGAUUCAUAUACAUUUACUGUUGGCCAAAAUGACUGUCAGAAUAUGAGACCCUGCUGCUAUUUGAGCCACUCUUACCUGUGAAAUAUGCAGCUGAACUGGCAAGUUAAUAAGUUCAAUUUGAAAUAGGAUUGAGAAUAGAAAGAAAAACCAGUCUGCUUUUUGUUUAAAAAACCCACCACAGUUGUUUUCUGUGUAUGUAAUUUAUUGAUGCCAACUGAUAGUUGCACCUUAAACUGAAUGAUUUCUUUAUGGUCACUGAGUCAGAGUAGGGUUAAUAGAAUGUUAGUGAAAAUAACUUAUUGUUCAUUUUGAAAGAAAUCUUAUUCUGGAGAACCAGUUUCAUUAAAUUCGUUGCAAGAAGAAUAAUCUUUGCCCUGUGUAAGAGGAAUGGAUGGCGGCAGCAUGAACACCAAGAGGGAUUUUUCCUUGCACUUUUGACCUGUGGUGUUUCUGAUGGGGCAGCUGGAGAGUUGGGACACACAGCGCGGGGAGGACGGGGAGGACUCGGCCGCGCUCCCGUGUGUUUAAGCUCUUCCCAUUACCCUCAGUGCUGCUGUUGCACCAGUUUGAGGGUAGUUUUCAAUUUUUCAGGAAAAAUGGGCAACCUGACUGGGAUUUUUUUUGCACUGGGAAAUUAUCAUUUAAACACCUGCUCAAAAAAAGUAACUUAAAAUUUUGCAAGUAUUAAAUAGUAAUAACUUAUCUAUACAUCUUUGUAAUGAGUGUACACUAAUCUUUCAAAUCAUAUGAUUAACUGGAUUACAUAGUUUCCUAUCUUUUGUUAAAAAUGUAUACUCAGUGGACCAACAUAAUGUUAUAUGUAUAUAUUAUAUAUAUAUUCCUGCUUUCCAUUAGGGAAUUUAAAGUUUUGAGUCACUUGAUGUUACAUUUCAUGUUACUGACUCUGACUAUAGUACUUUUACUCGGACACCAACAAACUGCUGCUGUGAGCUAAAUGGCAUUACUUUAUGAAGUUUUAACUUUUUUUUUAAACAAAAAAACUCGUUCAGGUGGGAUUAGCCUCUAUUUAUAGAUUCCAUUUUGUUUAAAAAUUCUAACAAUAGCCUGUAAUUAUAAAGAAAUAAAGUUUAAGUACAUAAGUGUGAA
Molecule: messenger RNA, 4726 nt
Organism: Columba livia (rock pigeon)
Lineage: Eukaryota; Metazoa; Chordata; Aves; Columbiformes; Columbidae
Gene: EPS15
Product: epidermal growth factor receptor pathway substrate 15
Exons: 26
Coding region: 204-2858 (884 amino acids)
Biological process (GO): endosomal transport; endocytosis
Cellular component (GO): plasma membrane; cytoplasm; clathrin coat of coated pit
Molecular function (GO): calcium ion binding; cadherin binding
Source: RefSeq, a predicted model, not a curated record